This is a messenger RNA of Spodoptera littoralis (African cotton leafworm), 1050 nucleotides long. Lineage: Eukaryota; Metazoa; Arthropoda; Insecta; Lepidoptera; Noctuidae. The record is from the annotation of a GenBank genome assembly.
AUGGCGGACCGACGCUUCCAACAGAAGCUGCCUGAUACAUUGGCGGUGAGGAGACCGCUCAACCCCAAAGACGAUUUCUACGAGUGCUCAAUUUGUCCCUGUGAGGAGGAAACUAUACAGCCUCCCGUUGAGACAUAUCAUAUACCAGGCCCAAAGGUCCAAUACAGUGGAGAGGAAAAACCAGAAGUGCUCAAAGAUGCUUCAGAAAAAGCGGACAAAUUGCUAAAUGAAGACAUAGAGAACUCCAAUCAGCAACCUAGCGACGAUGAUUUUUCAGAUAAUGAACCUGAGCCGCCUGAAAUCGAAACGGUUAUAGUCGAUAUGAGUGAUGUCGAUAUGGCUGAAGUAGAAAGAAUCAACGAAGAAAUGACUAAAGCCGAAUCAGACGACAACGAAACGGUAGACAACGAAAGUGAUAAAAACGAGACCAGUGAAGACGAUAUAGAUGUUGCAGGGCCAAGUGGACUACAAACAAGGGCGCCAAGACUGGCACGCGAGCAAGAAUUGAUAAAAAAGACAGCCACGAAUUACAUGACCCUUUCCUCGAGCUCGGCACAUUCUUCAGAAAUUAUAGUGUUAUCUACAGACACCGACUCAAAAACCAGUAACGACCCGUUAGACGAAGAACCGCAGAAUUUGCUUGAAAAGCUUGUCGAAGCGAUCGACGCACCGAAAGGAAACGUGAACUUAGAAGUGAACGAGGAAGAUGGGAGAUACAGGAAAGAGGUGGACGGCGACUACUACCAGCGACUAACGACGGCGGCUUCUGAGACUCCAGCUGUCCCCUACAAACAAUUCCCUGAAAUAAUAAACUGGACAAACUCUAGAGUAAACCGCCCAUUACCGAAAAGUCAAUGGGGGCCGAAAUUAAGAACUCUAGAACUCACGAAUGAGUCUUACAGGGAACUCGUAGCCUCUAUGGAAAAUAUUCUUCGUAGAUUAUUAAUUAGUGUAAAUUACGAUUCCAUAAGCAACUUCUUGGAGUUUCAUAAUUAUACUCAAAAUGUAAAUGCAAGUAGCUCGCUGUAUGAGGCAUAUCAGAGUUUCUGA